UGGCCAGGGUGGGGCGGUGCAUAUAUCUGGGGGUGAGCCGCUGGGCUGUGCAGUCGUGUCAGACGAGCGGGAGAGAUCAGACUCCAGCUGUCACCAUGGCUGCAUUCAGGGUGAGGGUAUCCACGGGGGAGGCCUUCGGGGCUGGCACGUGGGACAGAAUAUCUGUCAGCAUCGUGGGAACCCGAGGAGCGACCCCCCCACUGCCUCUGGACCAUUUUGGCAAAGAGUUCACCUCGGGCGCUGAGGAGGACUUCAAAGUGACGCCCCCUGAGGACGUGGGCCGGGUGCUGCUGCUGCGCGUGCUUAAGACGCCCCUCGCGCUGCCCAGCCCAUUCGGGCCCCUGGCCCCGGACGCCUGGUUCUGCCGCUGGUUCGAGCUCACGCCGCCUCGGGGCGCCCGGCUCCACUUCCCCUGCUACCAGUGGCUGGAGGACGAGGGGAGCCUGGCGCUGCGGGAGGGGACAGCGAAGAUCUCCUGGGAAGACCACCACCCCACGCUCCAGCAACAGCGCUGGGAGGAGCUGCAGGCCAAGCGGAAGACCUACGGCUGGAAGACUUACAUCCCAGGCUGGCCUCGCUGCCUCAACGAGGAGACCGUCAAAAACCUGGACCUCAAUAUCAAAUACUCCCUGGCCAAGAGCAUCAACUUGUAUCUGCGGGGUGGCUCUAUAUUGGCAGAUCUGAAACUCAAAGGGCUGCUGCACCACAAGGGGCUCUGGAAGAGUCUGGAGGAGAUAAAAAUUGUGUUCAACUUCCGGAAGACCCCAGCCGUGGAGUACGUGUUUGAGCACUGGCAGGAGGAUGCCUUCUUCGCCUACCAGUUCCUGAAUGGCCUCAACCCGGUCCUGAUCCGUCGCUGUCACCACCUCCCAAAGAACUUCCCUGUCACCAAUGCCAUGGUGGCCCCGGUGUUGGGCCCCGGGACGAGUCUGCAGGCUGAGCUGGAGAGGGGGUCCCUGUUCCUGGUGGAUCAUGGCAUCCUCUCUGGCAUCCACACCAAAGUCAUUAACGGGAGGUCUCAGUUCUCCGCGGCCCCAGUGACCCUGCUAUACCAGCGCCCAGGGUGUGGGCCCCUGCUGCCCAUCGCCAUCCAGCUCAGCCAGACCCCCGGGCCCGACAGCCCCAUCUUUCUGCCCAGCGACGACAAGUGGGACUGGCUGCUGGCCAAGACGUGGGUGCGCAACGCCGAGUUCUCCGUCCACGAGGCCCUCACACACCUGUUACAGGUACACCUGGUGACCGAGGUCUUCGCCCUGGCUACGCUGCGCCAGCUGCCCCACUGCCACCCACUCUUCAAGCUGCUGAUCCCGCACACGCGGUACACCCUGCACAUCAACACGCUGGCCCGUGAGCUGCUCAUCGCCCCUGGGAAGGUGGUGGAUAGGUCCACAGGCCUUGGCAUUGAAGGUUUCUCUGAGCUGAUACAGAGGAAUAUGAAACAGCUGAACUAUUCCGUCCUGUGUCUGCCUGAGGAUAUCCGGGCCCGAGGAGUUGAAGAUAUCCCAGGCUACUAUUACCGGGAUGAUGGGAUGCAGAUCUGGGGUGCAGUGGAAAGCUUUGUCUCCGAGAUGAUCGGCAUCUACUACCCAAGCGAUGAGUCUGUCCGCAAUGACAGUGAACUCCAAGCCUGGGUGUGGGAGAUCUUCUCCGAGGGCUUCCUAGGCCGGGAGAGCUCAGGUGUACCCUCCUCCCUGGGGACACGGGAAGCCCUGAUACAGUACGUCACCAUGGUGAUAUUCACCUCCUCGGCCAAGCAUUCCUCCGUCGGUGCGGGGCAGUUUGACUUCAGUGCCUGGAUGCCCAACCUGCCAUCUACCAUGCAGCUGCCACCACCCACCUCCAAAGGCCAGGCAAGCCCGGAGGGGUUCAUAGCCACCCUCCCACCUGUCAAUACCACGUGUGAUAUCAUCAUUGCCCUCUGGGUGCUGAGCAAGGAUCCUGGAGACCGACGGCCCCUGGGCACCUACCCGGACGAGCACUUCACCGAGGAGGCCCCGCGCCGGAGCAUCGCGUCCUUCCAGAGCCGCCUGGCUCAGAUCUCGCGAGACAUCAGGGAGCGGAACCAGGGCCUGGCGCUGCCCUACACCUACCUGGACCCUCCCCUCAUCGAGAACAGCGUCUCCAUCUAAAUCCCCUGGGCAACAGGGCCCCACCGUGACAUCCCUUGGACCCCAUAGCUCUAGGCUACCUGCCACCCAGAGAAAGGGACUCCCCAGAAAACCAGGCCCCCAUAUGCCUCUCCUGGGACAACCAGGUCUGGUGUAACUCACCCCCCACACACCGCACAACAGAAACAAAGCAGAAACCAAAAAAACCCAGAGAAUAAAAGUUCAUUGGACGGCCCCCCUAUGCCUUUUGAAGAUGCCAAGCCUCACAGUGCCUACAUACCCAUAGCCCCGUGGAAGGGUACCGGGGGGUGGGGGGGACACAGUCCUGCCCCCAUUCCCACUGACCACAGCUGACUGGACCUAAUGGUCAUGUGGCUCAAGGGCAGCCUUCCUCCAGACUGUCCAGCAGCGCAAGGUGUGGCUGGCCUGAAAACGGCCCAAGAGGUUGAUGGUGACUUUAUGGUCCCAGCUUUACAUGAACAACCCACUGAGAAAGGGCCACAGGAAGCGGGGCAGAAGGAGGACACACUACCCGGGACAUGCAGGCAGCGCCCAUAUAUGCUUUUGAAAAAAAAACAUGCCUCAAAGCUGGACAAAAUCCGUGAAUAUUAUAAAACAGUUUCCAUUUCCAGAGACUUAGGCAAUAUUAUAUCAUUAAUCAUAUGUUGCCUUCUAGAUUCAAUUCUUGAUGACGGAAUUCCAACAUUUCAAACACAUUCUCUAGUUCUGGUUUUCUUUUUUCUGGUUCCAACUCAGCGAGUAUCCACUGAGGCCAAACAUGUGUCCCCUUGAAUUCAACUGAUGAUUUCCAUCUCUGUCUCAUAUUGCAGGCACCAGAGCCUGGUUUUUCAGUUUCACUAAUUUUUAUAAAACGCUGCAAACAGAUGCAAUAUAUAUUUGAAUAACUGCACAAACAUGGCCAUUGAAAUAAAUAGAAUAACACUUCAGAAAGGGCAACGCUGCCCAGUACGCAGCACUGGAACUAUUCAUUCUUUAUUAAGAGUCACUGUAACCCAAAAUGAUUCAGAGAUAUAGAGCUGUCAAACUUCUUUGGUUUAAAACAAUUCCUGCAAACUCAAGCAAUAAAGGAGUUUAUGGAAAAGAAACUGUGCCUUGAGGGAUUAAAGAAAGGGUUAAGGGAGGGACUUCCCUGGUGGCGCAAUGGUUAAGAAUUCUCUGCCAAUGCAGGGGACAUGGGUUCAAUCCCUGGUCUGGGAAGAUCCCACAUGCCGCAGAGCAACUAAGCCCGUGUCCCACAACUGCUGAGCCUGUGCUCUAGAGCCCGCGAGCCACAACUAUUGAACCCGUGUGCCACAACUACUGAAGCCUGCGUACCUAGAGCCUGUGCUCCACAAGAGAAGUCACCGCACUGAGAAGCCCAUGAACCGCAACAAAGAGUAGCCCCUGCUCCCUGCAACUAGAGAAAGCUCACGCACAGCAACAAAGACUCAAUGCAGCCAAUAAAUA
Molecule: messenger RNA, 3575 nt
Organism: Hippopotamus amphibius kiboko
Lineage: Eukaryota; Metazoa; Chordata; Mammalia; Artiodactyla; Hippopotamidae
Gene: ALOX15B
Product: arachidonate 15-lipoxygenase type B
Exons: 14
Coding region: 96-2129 (677 amino acids)
Biological process (GO): linoleic acid metabolic process; lipid oxidation
Molecular function (GO): arachidonate 15-lipoxygenase activity; iron ion binding; protein binding
Source: RefSeq, a predicted model, not a curated record